AUGCCAUCGGAGAUGGAGCCCAAAGCUAACAAUCUCGUUUUCGGGUGUCAGCGAAGCUCAACAUCUGAUGAUGACUCUGGCUGCGCCUUGGAAGAAUAUGCCUGGGUCCCCCCAGGUCUCAGACCAGAGCAGGUCCAGCUGUAUUUCGCCUGCUUGCCAGAGGAGAAGGUCCCUUACGUUAACAGCCCCGGAGAGAAACACCGAAUUAAACAACUUCUCUAUCAGCUGCCACCCCACGAUAAUGAGGUGAGAUACUGCCAGUCUUUAAGUGAAGAAGAAAAGAAGGAACUGCAGAUGUUCAGUUCUCAGCGCAAAAAGGAGGCACUCGGCCGAGGCACUAUUAAACUACUCUCAAGAGCAGUAAUGCAUGCGGUUUGUGAACAGUGUGGUACAAAAGUAAAUGGUGGUGAAGUUGCAGUUUUUGCCUCGAGAGCUGGGCCUGGUGUGUGCUGGCAUCCCUCCUGUUUUGUGUGCUUCACGUGUAACGAGCUGCUCGUUGACCUUAUCUACUUCUACCAAGAUGGAAAAAUUCACUGUGGCAGACACCACGCUGAACUUCUCAAACCUCGAUGUUCAGCCUGCGAUGAGAUCAUUUUUGCUGAUGAGUGUACAGAAGCUGAAGGUCGCCACUGGCACAUGAAGCACUUCUGCUGCCUCGAGUGUGAAACAAUCCUGGGUGGACAGAGAUACAUCAUGAAGGAUGGGCGACCAUUCUGCUGUAACUGUUUUGAAUCUCUCUAUGCGGAAUACUGUGAGACCUGUGGGGAACACAUUGGUGUUGACCAUGCUCAGAUGACCUAUGAUGGACAGCACUGGCAUGCCACAGAGACUUGCUUUUCUUGUGCUCAGUGCAAGACCUCUUUGCUUGGCUGCCCUUUCCUUCCAAAGCAAGGGCAGAUUUACUGCUCAAAAACCUGCAGCUUGGGAGAGGAUGUUCAUGCCUCCGACUCUUCUGAUUCUGCGUUUCAGUCUGCUCGAUCCAGAGAUUCCAGGAGGAGCGUCCGCAUGGGAAAAAGCAGCCGGUCAGCUGACCAGUGCCGCCAGUCUCUCCUCCUGUCACCGGCCCUCAAUUACAAAUUUCCUGGCCUUUCAGGCAAUGCCGAUGAUACUCUUUCUCGUAAGCUAGAUGAUUUAAGCCUUUCAAGGGAAGAGGCAAGCUUUGUUAAUGAAGACUUCUGGAAAGGAAGAGUAGAGCAAGAAAUGCCUGAAGACCCUGAAGAAUGGGCUGAACAUGAAGACUACAUGACUCAACUUCUUCUGAAGUUUGGUGAUAAAAGCCUCUUCCAGCAGCCUGCUGAAGUAGACAUUAGAUCAAGCGAACACUGGAUUUCUGAUAGCAUGGUCAAGAGCAAGUUGGACUUGAAAAAGAAUAAUCCAAGCCUAGCAAGUAAGAAGUAUCAAUCAGACAUGUACUGGGCCCAGUCACAAGAUGGCUUGGGUGACUCUGCCUAUGGCAGCCACCCAGGCCCUGCCAGCAGCAGGAAAAUCCAGGAGCUAGACAUGGAACAUGGGGCGUCGGGAUACAAACAUGACCAAACACCAUGGUACGGAGGUUCACUUGAAUGUUUGUCUGACCUGAAACAGCAAGAACAAAGUGUUCGAGACUCAAUGGAUUCUUUGGCUUUAUCUAACAUAACAGGGGCUUCAAUGGAUGGAGAAGGCAAGCCACGGCCAUCUCUCUAUUCUUUGCAAACUUUCCAAGAACUGGAGGUAGAGGACUGUGAGAAAAUGAGCAACAUGGGAACUCUGAAUUCUUCAAUGCUCCACCGGAGCACAGAGUCCUUGAAGAGUCUGAGCUCAGAGUUGUGUCAGGAAAAGGUCUUACCAGAGGAAAAGCCAGUGCAUAUGCCUGUACUGAGAAGAUCUAAAUCCCAGUCUAGACCACAGCAAGUGAAGUUUUCAGAUGAUGUUAUUGAUAAUGGAAGUUACGAGAAUGUUGAAAUACGUCAGCCUCCAAUGAGUGAAAGGACUCGUAGGCGUGUUUACCAUUUUGAAGAGCGUGGAAAUAGGCCUUCUCAUCAUCGUAGAAGAAGUAGGAAGUCUCGUUCAGAUAAUGCACUUAACUUGGCCACAGAAAGAAGAUGCUCUCCAAGAGAGAGAUUUCGUUAUUACUCCCCUCAGGAUCAUGAAAAAUUUAUUCAAAAUAGAAGCUCACGUGAGAUUCGGGCAUAUAUUCAAAAUGCGGAGCUGUAUGGACAAUAUGCCCAUACUAGGUCUGAUUAUGCACUGCGGAAUCAGGUGGUUGAUAAAUUUUUUGGAUUGUAUGGUGAGGAAGAUGACUCCUGGUGUUCAACUUCAUCCUCAUCAUCCGAUUCUGAAGAGGAAGGAUAUUUUCUAGGACAGCCAAUUCCACAGCCGCGAUCACUGAGAUAUCCAUACUAUACAGAUGACCUUUCUGGUCCAACUACUGCAUUAUCUAGUUCUCAGUUUGGACAAAGGACAACCAAAUCAAAGAAGAAGAGGGGACACAAAGGAAAAAACUGCAUCAUUUCUUAAUUUGUUUCUAACAGUUGGGAAGACCAGUCAACUCUGUAGCUACAGUUUGAACCACAUCUUUUUAUAUUAAUAAUUGUACUUAGGCAAGUUGCUAAGGUUCUUAAUGCUUUGCCAGUGUAAAUGAUAGCCCUGCCAGUUUACAUUGUACAAGUAACAUUCAGAAAUGUCACCAUGCCAAACGAUGAUCUGCUCAGAUAUUGCUAGGUUUACAUAUUAUGUUUCAGCUGUCAAAAUAGUUAUUGCAGUUCUUGAUACAGACGUUUUGUAGACAUUUUAUUUUAUGCUCGCUAUUCACCUAUGUUGAAUUAUCUGAGGGAGGGGAUUCAACAAAGAUCAAUAAAUAAAAUUGGCAGUCCUGUGCUAU
Molecule: messenger RNA, 2860 nt
Organism: Pelecanus crispus (Dalmatian pelican)
Lineage: Eukaryota; Metazoa; Chordata; Aves; Pelecaniformes; Pelecanidae
Gene: PRICKLE1
Product: prickle planar cell polarity protein 1
Molecular function (GO): zinc ion binding
Source: RefSeq, a predicted model, not a curated record